GAAAUGGCGAUGACAACGAGAGUGGGAAGGAGGCAACAGCAGCAGAGGAGGUCUGGAUUGGGCAACAUCAGGUUCUCUUCAAAGAGGCUCUUCCGUACCAUUCUCAUCAGCCUCGCCUUCCUCGCUCUCGUCCCUCCCCUUUUCUUCAUCUUCAAGCUCAAGACCUUUCGUCUCACUCAGUUGCAGAAAUGUGGUUGGCUAAAUAGUCCUCCUCUUGUAUGUGCACAUGGCGGUGACUCAAGUUCGGCCUUUCCAAACACGAUGGCUGCUUAUCACUCUGCUCUUAAUUCUCAAGUAGACUGCAUUGAGAUUGAUGUUUCUCGUUCUUCAGAUGGAGUACUGCUUGCGCUCCAUGACAGGGAUUUGCAGCGCAUAUCUGGAAACAAUACUUCUAAGGUUGGACACUUCAGUAUGAAAGAGAUAAAACGUCUCGGUUCUAGUUAUCAAUCUGCAAAGUUCCACGAUGCAAAUAUUCCUACAAUUGAAGAGGCUCUGAAGUUGGUAGCAAGUUCAGUCAGGGAGGUGGUGUUAGAUGUAAAAGUCGGGCCUCCAUCGUUUGAAAAAGGUCUUGCAAAGGAUGUAUUUGAUGUUGUUGAGAGGAUCCAGUGUAGGAAUUGCGUUGUAUGGGCCAAAAGUGAUAAUAUAGCAAGGGAUGUGAUCAGACUAUCCUCAGAUAUCAUGGUGGGGUACAUUGUGAUGAUCGAUCAUUCAACCGGGGUGAGGACCAACUUACUGAGGAUGAGAGAUGCUCGUGUUGUUGGUGUGUACCAUCCCUUGAUUGAUGAAAAGCUCGUGAGAAUUCUGCAUGGGAGAAAGAAGAAGGUAUAUGCGUGGACUGUUGACGAUGCGAAGUCCAUGGAAAAUAUGUUGUGGGAGCGCGUCGAUGCCAUUGUGACAAGCAACCCGAGUAUGCUUCAAGGUCUAAUGCAAGAUACCAGAAGAGAGUGUCUUGAGCAUGGGUUCUCAUUAUCAGAAUAAUUGACAUUACUCUUGAUAUUCUUUGAAACUGUGAAAGGAUACCCGGUGUACAAAAGAAGACGGUGUUUGAACUGA
This is a messenger RNA of Fragaria vesca subsp. vesca, 1053 nucleotides long. Its product is annotated as putative glycerophosphoryl diester phosphodiesterase YhdW-like. The record is from RefSeq and is a predicted model, not a curated record. The transcript is spliced from 9 exons. Gene Ontology annotation, biological process: lipid metabolic process. NCBI's taxonomy places the organism in Eukaryota, Viridiplantae, Streptophyta, Magnoliopsida, Rosales, Rosaceae. Gene Ontology annotation, molecular function: phosphoric diester hydrolase activity. Bases 4 to 978 code for a protein of 324 amino acids.